This is a messenger RNA of Spea bombifrons (plains spadefoot toad), 1599 nucleotides long. Its product is annotated as protein polyglycylase TTLL10-like. Gene Ontology annotation, biological process: protein modification process. The transcript has a single exon. The record is from RefSeq and is a predicted model, not a curated record. Lineage: Eukaryota; Metazoa; Chordata; Amphibia; Anura; Pelobatidae. The coding region runs from base 1 to 1599 and encodes 532 amino acids.
AUGAGUCGCACAGGGAGGGAUCUCAUCUCCCUUGAUGCGCCUCAUAUGUCAUUGAAGUACCUGGGAGACCCUAAGGGACCAGGAUCCUUCUUUUAUGUCGGAGGCGGGAAUGGUGAAAAGCUGGUUAGCUUGUACUGCAUGAAAAGAGGAUGGAGAAGGAUUCAGAACAGCAGCAGAACGGACUAUAAAUUGAAAUGGUGUUCCAUCAAGCAACCUGCUAACUAUGACGCCUUUCGGGAAGGGAAGCAAUUGCUUUACCAAAUCCCGAAUAACAGAAUAUUCACCACCAAAAUUGGUCUCUUAAACUGCUUAAGAGGCUAUGAAAAAUAUGAGAGCAUAACAGGCAAACUGUGGAAUUCAAGGGUUCUGAAAAUGGCAGAUUUUGUUCCAGAGACAUACCGCCUGGACGUACCAUCAGAGAGAGAACAAUUUUUUGCCACUUAUAAUGCAUCUGAAACAUGGAUUUGCAAGCCCACGGGUCUGAAUCAGGGAAUUGGAAUUUUCCUGCUUCAGAAUCCACGGCAGGUGAUUGACCUGCGAUGCAAGUAUGAACCCCCACGUGAUGCUGACAGGAUUUCAAAGGGCAUCUCAGACCAGGCCAGGAUUGUUCAAAGAUAUAUACCCAAUCCGUUACUUUUGGGUGGACGUAAAUUUGAUGUGAGGGCAUAUAUGAUCAUUGCCUCUACCGUACCCUAUAUUGUCUUCUUUCGCCAUGGUUACGUGCGCCUCACAUGUAACAAAUAUGACUCCAAAUCGACUGACCUCAUUGGCCAUCUUACUAACCAGUACAUGCAGAAGAAGCAUCCACGUUAUGAGGAGCUUAAGGAAGAAACAAUCUGGUCUAUGGAGAGAUUCAACAGCUAUGUCAACAAAGUGUUUGCUUCUGAUAAAGGUCUACCUAAAGACUGGGUGCUUGACGUAUUCACCAAAAAGAUGCAGGUGAUAAUGACACAUUGUUUCAAAACCUUCAAAUCAAAGCUUGCCUGCCGUCGGGGAUACUUUGACCUCAUUGGCUGCGACUUCUUGAUUGAUGAAAACUUUCAGGUGUGGCUGCUGGAAAUGAAUUGCAACCCAUCCUUGGACACCAGCUCCGAGGUUCAGAAGGAGGUUAUCCCAGAGGUUGUUAAAGACACACUGGACUUGACAAUUGAAAUCUUUAAAAAAUCAAAGGGUGAACCUAUUCUUCCUUUAAAAACUCAGACCCCAUGCGUACUUCUGUACAAUGGUGUCCUGAAUGAGGAAUUGGUGAAAUUCAAUUGGCCAAGAAAUUCCAGCUCGAUCACAGUUCAGAAAGAACCUGUGAAGAAUGUGGUGAAGCUCCCCCCAAUUGGUCGAGCUUCCAAGAGCAAAUGUGUCAGCAACAGAGCAAUCCCAGGUACCUCCAAGACAACAAGACCAACAGCAGCAAUGACCCCAGUACACACCAAGAAGAGUAAAUGUGUCAAACUGCCACCUGUAGCAAAACCAGCACCUAGGAGUAAGACCUUAGCUGUUCUGCCAGGUAUAGGACAAGUGAGGAACACAUCUAGUCGGACUGCCCCUCCAGAAAACCCCCAGGCCUCUAGAUGUAAACUACCAAAGAUCUCUAAGAAGAGCUGA